UGGGUCUCUCUGACAGGACAACGCGCCAAAUUGAUACUGCCAACAAAGAGAAAACAGACUCAUUUAGCUUCUGCGUAGUUAACCACAACACUUAGCUAUAAACGUAUUUUUAGACGUUUGAGAUUAAACACUUCACCGGUCAAAUCUCGGAUUAACGUGCUCUGUCAGGAUGGGUUUGCUCGAGCGGUGCCAGGAGCUCUUCAAGACCUCAAACCUGUACGAGGUGCUGGGCAUCAACAAAGAGGCAGCCGAGGCAGAGAUCCGGAGGAGCUACUACAAAGUGUCGCUGAAAGUCCACCCAGACCGGGCUCCCGAAGACCCGCUGGCCACAGAGAAGUUUCAGGUGUUGGGAAAGCUGUAUGCGGUGCUGAGCGAUAAGGAGCAGAGAGCUGUUUAUGAUGAGCAGGGAGUGGUGGAUGAAGAGUCUGACGCCCUGAGUCAAGACCGCUGCUGGGAAGAAUAUUGGAGACUGCUAUUCCCUAAGAUUACCGUGCAGGAUAUCCUUGAUUUUGAGAAGAAAUAUAAGGGCUCUGAUGAGGAGCGGCAGGAUGUGAUCCAGCUUUACAUGCAGCACCAGGGAGACAUGGACGCCAUCACAGCCUCGACUCUGUGCUGCUCCCAGGAAGAUGAGCCCAGGCUCUGCAGCAUCAUUCAGGCUGCCAUUGACAGCGGCGAUGUCACAGCGUUUCCAGCGUUUACUCGGGAAAGUGAUAAGAAGAAGAGGGCUCGCAGGAAGAGGGCUGAUAGAGAGCGACAGGAAGCAGAAGAAAUGCAGAAAGAGAUGGGGCUCGGUGAGCAGGAUGACAGUCUCGUGAUGAUGCUUCAGCAAAGACAGAAGUCCAGAGAGCAGAAUUUUAAUGGUUUCCUGUCUGACCUGGAAGCAAAAUACUCAAAAAAAAGUGUGAAAUCCCAAAAAGGAAAAAGAGGAAAGAAGUGAAAAGCAGAUAGGCUCUGGUUAUAGCAGAUAUCCUCAUUUGUUCAAAAAACCCCAUCUUUUUAGAAGAGCAUUUGAGUACAUGUAUGCAUUGGCUCCCUUCUGUAUGCCUCCUCACAAAAUUGUCGUUUAUCCAGCCUCAGAAUCUUUUUAUGUAGUGCUUAUCAAAAUGUAAAUGAAUCUUUUAUUUCUUGUCUUUUGUUGUCAAAGUCUUCAUAAAAUACAAAUAAACUCAUAUUUAUAUACA
This is a messenger RNA of Micropterus salmoides (largemouth bass), 1181 nucleotides long. RefSeq names its product DnaJ (Hsp40) homolog, subfamily C, member 9 (gene dnajc9). The transcript is spliced from 5 exons. The record is from RefSeq and is a predicted model, not a curated record. The coding region runs from base 170 to 937 and encodes 255 amino acids. Gene Ontology annotation, cellular component: nucleus; cytoplasm. Gene Ontology annotation, molecular function: heat shock protein binding. Lineage: Eukaryota; Metazoa; Chordata; Actinopteri; Centrarchiformes; Centrarchidae.